Molecule: messenger RNA, 942 nt
Organism: Besnoitia besnoiti
Lineage: Eukaryota; Apicomplexa; Conoidasida; Eucoccidiorida; Sarcocystidae
Product: SAG-related sequence
Exons: 1
Coding region: 1-942 (313 amino acids)
Cellular component (GO): membrane
Source: RefSeq, a predicted model, not a curated record
AUGCUGGACAUGAAGGUGUUUUUUGUGUGCGUUCUCAUGGUAUCAUUUCCCUGGUGGCAGUGGAGAUGUCCGGCAACAGCAGAACCGAGAAAGCCAAAAUGUACCGUAGCGGGCGCCACAACCUCUUGCGUUUGCGAAGUACCUGCGCCUGAAGGCGUGACGGAGAAAUUCACGAGUACCGCCACCUUGUCAGAGACUGCAAAUGUUGUCAGUUUGGACUGUGCCCAGUCUUUCAGUUUUGUGCCCUCCAAUGUGGAGAAAGUGUGUGCUACCACUUCAGACGUCUCCCUGAAGGCUUGUAAAGAAGAUGGAAAGAAGAGGGCACUUGUCUCGUCUCCCAUCUCAGACUUCAUGACCGAGACUCCGACGUUGACCAGCAGUGUCAAGUGGGUACAUACAGACACACGAUCCUCGCUAGCGUUUCCUGUUACAAACUUUCCCUUCACAGACAAAAGCUUCAUCGUGGGCUGCAUCAAAAGUGAAGACGCCGAUUCCUGCAUACUCAAGGUAGCCGUGCGUGCACGAAAGUCUCUGCUCAAAGAAAACGUGCUGACCUGUUCGUACGGCGCAGAAAGCAACCAGCCCGUCCCGAAAACCACUCUCGACUCCACCAACAACUCCCUAACGGUCGUCUGCGGCACAGAUGGAACCAUGCCACUGACCGCUGGAGUUCCCACCAUCUACUUGUGCAAAGACCCAGAGACCGACGUGUGCACGACGGUCGAGGACGUCACUGAAGUGUUUCCAGGCUUCAGCAAGGCGUGGUGGACAAAGCAGGAUGGCCAGGAGAAUGCAGCCAAGCUGACGAUUCCGAAGGACGGAUUUCCUGUUGAGCCGAAGACUGUUAUGUUUGGGUGCAGCCUUCAGGUCCAACCCCCCCUCAGAAAGAUGCACCGAAAGAGGACGGGCUGGAUGCAACUGUCCUUCCUACAUGCAAGGUGA